Messenger RNA from Anopheles maculipalpis, 1610 nucleotides. RefSeq names its product coatomer subunit delta (gene deltaCOP). Gene Ontology annotation, cellular component: cytosol; COPI vesicle coat. Gene Ontology annotation, biological process: retrograde vesicle-mediated transport, Golgi to endoplasmic reticulum; Golgi localization; endoplasmic reticulum to Golgi vesicle-mediated transport. The record is from RefSeq and is a predicted model, not a curated record. The transcript has 7 exons. Lineage: Eukaryota; Metazoa; Arthropoda; Insecta; Diptera; Culicidae. Bases 95 to 1597 code for a protein of 500 amino acids.
UUACAUUCUACAUUUGUUUUUCUUACAGGUGUUAAUAGCAGCUGCCGUGUGUACGAAAGCAGGGAAAACAAUCGUUUCCCGACAGUUUGUCGAAAUGACGAAAGCCCGCAUCGAAGGAUUGUUGGCCGCGUUUCCGAAGCUGAUGACUUCAGGCAAACAGCACACAUUCGUAGAGACGGAUUCGGUGCGCUACGUCUACCAACCUCUGGAAAAGUUAUACAUGUUGCUUAUCACCACGAAGGCAAGUAACAUCCUGGAAGAUUUGGAAACGCUGCGCCUAUUCUCGAAGGUAAUUCCCGAAUACUGUCGGUCGUUGGAGGAGAAGGAAAUCAUCGAGAAUGCGUUCGAUUUGAUCUUCGCGUUCGAUGAAAUCGUUGCGCUGGGAUAUCGGGAGAGCGUCAAUCUGGCGCAGAUAAAAACAUUCGUCGAGAUGGAUUCGCACGAGGAGAAGGUGUACCAGGCGGUACGGCAAACGCAGGAACGAGAGGCGAAGCAAAAGAUGCGUGAACGUGCGAAGGAACUGCAGCGUCAGCGUAUGGAGAUGAAGAAGGGUCAAUCGGGAGGUCGUGGUGGAGUCGGUGGUGCCGGUGGAUUCGGUAACAGCUUUAGCAGCAGUGGUGGUAUAUCUAGUGACAGCAUCUCUUCGCUAAGUACACCGUCGGCUAACAUCGCUGAAAUUAACAAGCCAGCACCAGCUGCCGCUAAAUCUGCCGCGCCGCGUAAUGCCCUAAAAUUGGGAGGAAAAACGCGCGACGCGGACACAUUCGUAGAUCAGCUCAAGAACGAAGGAGAAAAGGUGGUUUCUACUCCAUUGCCAACUGCGGCAUCGUCGGCUUCUGCCAAAGCGAAGCCUGUUUCGGAUGUACCAAUGGAUUCUGUUCAUUUGCGCAUGGAGGAUAAGGUGGUCAUUCGUAUCGGGCGCGAUGGAGGUUUGCAAACGUUUGAGCUGUCCGGUUUGCUUUCGUUGCGCAUAUCGGACGAAAAGUAUGGCCGCAUCAAAGUGCAGCUGGAUAAUACGGAUCAGCGCGGUAUUCAACUGCAAACGCAUCCGAACGUGGACAAAGAGCUGUUUCGAAGCGCGAAUCAGAUUGGGUUGAAAAAUCCGGCCAAACCAUUCCCGCUGAACACGGAUGUAGGCGUUUUGAAGUGGCGCUAUCAGACACAGGACGAGUCCGCCGUGCCACUGACCAUCAACUGUUGGCCAUCGGAAAAUGCGGAAGGCGGUUGUGACGUGAAUAUUGAGUACGAGCUGGAACAUACUCGAUUGGAGUUGCAGGAUGUGUGCAUUACGAUUCCAUUACCAAUGGGUAUUACACCAUCGAUUGCCGAGUGUGAUGGUGAUUACAAUCACGACUCGCGAAAAAAUCAACUGCUGUGGAACCUACCGGUUAUUGAUGCUUCCAGCAAACAGGGCUCGAUGGAAUUCAGCGUACCCAGCUCCAUUCCGGGUGACUUUUUCCCACUUGAUGUAACAUUUUCGUCCAAAAUUCCCUACGCCGAGCUAGCGCCCGCUAAAGUAAUGCUGGUGGAUGACGGUAGCGAUGUGAAGUUCUCGACCGAAACAGUUUUCUAUACGGAUAAGUUUGAAAUAGUUUAAAAUGUGAACCGAA